Molecule: messenger RNA, 7898 nt
Organism: Chenopodium quinoa (quinoa)
Lineage: Eukaryota; Viridiplantae; Streptophyta; Magnoliopsida; Caryophyllales; Amaranthaceae
Exons: 2
Coding region: 1-6678 (2225 amino acids)
Biological process (GO): DNA integration
Molecular function (GO): nucleic acid binding
Source: RefSeq, a predicted model, not a curated record
AUGGCUGGUGGUUCAAAGAGGCAAAGAGCCGAACCAAGGAGUGGUAAUGUAGGAGAAAGUAGUGGUGCCGGUAGUAGUGGUGGGCAUGCUCAACCCACUCAAUUCAACAUUACCCUGCCACAUGCGGCCCAAAGGACCAAAUUGGCCGCAUUGGAUAGGAGGGCAAUUAAUCCAACUCUCUUCUAUUCCCAACACGACUGUUAUAUGAUUGGAAUAGACGAGAAGGUUAGGGAGCUUGCAGUGAAUCUGGGGUUUGAUGCGUUCUUGGAUUGUAGAUUGCCAAAUGAUUACAUCACCGCAGAUACUUCCUACUACUACCCCACCCAACCGCCUCUAACUUACCGCCCCCUAACAUUGGAGUUUCUUGCUAGCUUCGAGUUAAAUCAAGAAGAGGGUAUGGAAGGCAUUGAUGCAUUCAAAGUAAAAUUCCGGUUGUUCAACAAAGGCCGCCACAUUACCCUCCGUGCUUUCAAUGAACUAUUUGGUUGGGACCCAAAUGCUCGAAUCUUGGAUACCUCCGGACUUGACGGUCAAGGUUAUAUAGAGGGGUACAAUCCGCAAGAAUUUUGGGCCCGAAUCACGAGUGGGGCUAGAGAAUUCCAAUCAAACUCCUCCAAGGCCUCAGAGAUCCACCAUGCCGCCUUACGGUACUUUCACCGGAUGCUUGCAUAUAUUUUCUUCUCCAGAAAAGAUCUAGGUAAAAUGAGCGAUCAAGAGUUAUAUCUUCUUUGGAGAGCUACCGAGGGUGCGCUUCUUUACCCACCUGCCACCCCGGAGCACAAGAUCAAUCUAGGGUAUCUGUUUGCCAAGAGAUGUAAGGCAAUAAGGGACUCCCCCCUCUUGACUGGUCCUAUCUUUAUGGGAGGGAUGGUCACGUAUAUCGCCUUCAAGUACAGAUACAAGACCCAGCUGCAGCAGAUGGAGAGCUUGAACAUGGCAGCCGAAUUGAACAUAGAGAAGAUGAAAAGAAUGCAAUUCAUUUCGGAUUCCACGGGAGUCACGGGUAAGGCCUUCAUUUGGCGGAUCCGAGACGUCCCUUGGUGCUACAUGCCAUGUCCGUUCAUGAUGAAUCCGCCCCCGGGAACUGAGUUACCAUGGCAAGUCCCUAUGGAGCAAAUUCACGAGAAUGACCUCUCCCAGCCCGAGAUUGAUCAUAGAAAUGAAAUCAGAAGAUCACAGGGACCACCUACUCACGACCUCGAUCUCGACAUUGACCGCACUCUAAGGCGAGUGAGGAGACUAUUUGUUGAACAAACGGGUGAGGAGGAGGAGUUCUUUGAUUCUUCUAGUGAUAUUUCUUCAGACAUGGGGGAUGCCAAUGGCGCUCUUUUUGGUGACUUUGGUAAUCCGGGUAGUCAUGAAUUGCAAUGUGGGAUUCUACUUCCUACAACGGAAACAAAUUUCACUAUCCACCCGCACUACACUCAAAUGGUGCGUGGAGAUCAAUUUUCUGGAGCAGCUCAUGAAGAUCCGAUAGAGCAUUUGGACAAAUUUCUCGAGACAUGUGCUUUAAUCCAAACCAACCAAGUCACUCAAGAAUACAUCCGGAUGCACCUUUUUCGGUAUUCGCUCACAGGCAAGGCUUAUAGGUGGCUCAAAAACCUAAAGCCCGGCUCGUUGGCCACAUGGAGAGACACGGCCAAAGCUUUCUUGAACAAGUUCAUUCCCGAAGACAAAUCAACCGAAUUGAGGCAGAAAAUUUCAUCAUUUAGGCAAGAAAGGUAUGAAUCUUUGGGGGAAGCUUGGGACCGGUUUAAAGAGUAUGUGAGAGCUUGCCCACACCAUGAGUUUGACAAGCAACUUCUCAUCAAGUUCUUCUAUGAUGGUCUUGACGACAUACCCAAGCAAAAUUUGAAUUCCGGAUGUGGUGGACAUAUUAGCAAGGUGCCUCAAGCUCAAUUGGAGGACACCAUAGAGGAAGUUGUGAGGUACUAUUCUACGAGUGGUGGAAGAAGAAGAGGUGAAGAGAGAGCUUCGGGCAAAUUCGAGCUUGAUCAAGGUUCACUCAAGGCUCUUAUGGAACAAGUCAUUGACAAGAAGCUGGGAAAUAGCCAAGGGUCUUCAUCUUCCUCCACCAAUCAAGUACACUCUUUCUCUUGUGAGAAUUGUGGGGGUACCAACCAUGAUAUAUCAUAUUGUGGUGGUCGAGACCCCGAACAUGUAGCGGCAAUGGGGUACAUGAACAAUCAACGUGAUAAUUGGAGAGCCCCCAAUGCCAAUUAUGGUAAUAGAUUUCAAGAUGCAAGUGGCCCAAGCCACAACACGGGUCAAAUGGCUCCCUUUCCAAAUCCAAAUGCUAGCAAUCACCCUAGAGCACCAUUCAAGCAAGGACCACCCAACCAAUUUCAGAAUUUCCAACCCAACCCUUCCAUGCAAAAUGAUCCUAAUCAACAAAUGCUCAUGGAAACUCUCAAUAGAAUCCAAUCAAGCCUAUCCGCCAUGGAUCAAAGAAUAACCAAUAGUGAGCGAAAAGCGGAUCAAAGGCAUCAAGAGGUCACCGCACAUCAAAAGAUGAUGGAUAAUCAAGUGGCUCAACUCGCCGAGAGGGUGACCAAUCUAGCCAAUGAGAAGCUCCCGGGCCAACCUACUACCAACCCGGCUACCACCCAUCAUAUCAAAGCUAUCUCUCUUAGGUCCGGAAAGUCUUAUGAGGGGCCUAGGAGUGAUCAAUCGGAGCACAACAAGGAGGGUGAAGAGCAAGUGGUUGAAGAGGUCAAUGGAGAUAGCCAAGGUCAAAUAAUUGACAAUAGUGUUGAAGGAAGCAUUGAGAAGAAGAAGGGUGAAGGUAGUGAAAAGAGCAAGGAAGUUGGGAAAGACAAGCAACCAUCAACAUCUUAUCAACCAUCAAGGUUUGAACCACCACCGCCUUAUCCCGAGAGGAUUGUUGAGAGGAGAUUGAAUGACAAGUACAACAAGUUUAUGGCUAUGCUCAAGUCACUUCACAUCAACAUUCCAUUCCUUGAAGCCAUGACUCAAAUGCCACCCUAUGCAAAAUUCCUCAAGGAACUCCUCUCCAACAAAAAGAAGCUAAGUGAUGAGUGUAUCACUCUUCCUCAUCAAGUUAGUGCCCUAGUGCAAAGAACCUUGCCUACCAAGCAAUGUGAUCCGGGAAGCUUCACUCUUCCGGUCAAGAUUGGUGAUAUGGAGACCACGGGUGCACUAGCCGAUCUUGGGGCAAGUGUGAGCCUCAUGCCACUAUCCAUUGCAAAGAAGCUCAAGUUCGAGAUGAUACCUUCAAGAAAGGUGAUUCAAUUAGCCGACCGGUCCACAAAAUUCCCAUGCGGUGAGUUAGAAGACGUUCCUAUCAAGAUUGGGAAUUUGUUUGUGCCUUGCGAUUUUGUGGUGAUGGAUAUGGAGGAGGACCCUCAUACUCCUCUUAUCCUUGGAAGAGAGGCACUCAAGACCAUGGGAGCGGUCGUCAAUUGCAAAGAUAAUACCAUUACAUGUGAGGUGGCCAAUGAGAAGUACAAGUUUGAAUUCUCAAAGACUUUGAAGCAACCUAUGGUAGAGAAGAUUUGGCGGGUGGACUUGGUGGACUCCGAACUUGAUGAAUUGGUGAAGUCUCAUGAGGUAAUUAAAGACAAGGGUGAUGAAGACCUCCCAUGUGAGGAGGUGGGUGAAGGAGAAUCUUUGUGUGCCUUGGAGGUUGAAAGCCUUGAAGGUGAAACUCAUCCCGAGACUCAAGGAGCCGUGGAUGAGCUCCCAUCGAUCCAAAGUGAGUCUAAGGAGGAGAGUUCCACGCCUCCUCCCAAGGUAGAACUAAAACCCCUCCCUCCUUCUCUCAAAUAUGCUUAUUUGGAUGAUGAUUGCUUACAUCCUAUUAUUGUCAAUGCUAACCUCGAUGACACCUCAUUGCAAAAAUUAAUUGAGAUUUUAAAAAAAUAUAGGAGUGUUAUCGGGUAUAGCAUUGAUGAUAUUAAGGGGAUUAGCCCUAGCUUGUGUAUGCAUCGCAUUCAUCUUGAGGAUGAUCAUGCCUCUUCCAUUGAACCUCAAAGGCGGUUGAAUCCGACUUUGAAGGAAGUGGUUAAGAAGGAAAUCCUCAAACUACGUGAAGCGGGGAUCAUUUAUGCUAUCUCCGAUAGCAAAUGGGUGAGCCCGGUUCAUGUGGUUCCCAAAAAGGGAGGCAUGACCAUCAUACAAGAUGACAAGGGGAAUGAUAUCUCCACCCGCACUGUCACGGGGUGGAGAAUGUGCAUUGACUAUAGGAGGCUUAAUAAAGCCACUAGAAAAGAUCAUUUCCCCUUGCCAUUUAUCGAUCAAAUGUUGGAAAGGUUGGUGAAGCAUUCACACUAUUGUUUUCUUGAUGGUUAUUCGGGUUUCUUUCAAAUCCCAAUUCACCCGGAUGACCAACAUAAAACAACCUUCACUUGUCCAUUUGGGACAUUUGCCUACCGAAGGAUGCCCUUCGGAUUGUGCAAUGCCCCAUCGACUUUCCAACGAUGUAUGACAGCAAUCUUUUCUGAUAUGAUCGAAAAUGCAAUAGAAGUUUUCAUGGAUGAUUUCAGUGUUUGUGGUUCGUCUUUUGACCUAUGCUUGCACAAUCUCGAAAAGGUUUUAAAGAGGUGUCAAGAGACGAACCUUGUGUUGAAUUGGGAAAAGUGCCAUUUUAUGGUCGAGGAGGGCAUUGUCCUCGGGCAUAAAGUGUCCAUUAAUGGUAUUGAGGUAGACCCGGCAAAGGUCUCGGCGAUAGAAAAGCUACCCCCACCAUCAUCGGUGACCGGGGUACGUGCCUUCUUGGGGCACGCCGGCUUCUAUCGCCGAUUUAUCAAAGAUUUUGCACAAAUAGCGAGACCUUUGACGAGUUUACUUCAAAAAGAGGUGGAGUUCAAAUUCGAUGAUGCUUGCACUAAGGCAUUUGAAACCUUGAAAAAUGCUUUAGUGAAUGCGCCUAUAGUGCAAGCACCGAAUUGGGAACUCCCGUUUGAACUAAUGUGUGACGCGAGUGAUAAUGCAGUUGGAGCAGUCCUUGGGCAAAGGAAAGAAAAGAAAUUGAAUGUGAUCUCUUAUGCAAGCCGGACUUUAGAUACGGCACAAAAGAAUUACACCACCACGGAGAAGGAAAUGUUGGCGGUGGUCUUCGCUUUUGACAAGUUUAGACCCUAUUUGGUGUGCAACAAGGCCAUUGUCUACACCGAUCACUCCGCGGUGAAGUAUUUAAUGAGCAAAAAGGAUGCUAAGCCGCGUCUAAUCCGAUGGGUCCUUCUCUUACAAGAAUUUGACAUUGAAAUACGGGAUAAGAAAGGAAGUGAGAACCUAGUGGCUGACCACCUCUCAAGGUUGCCGUUAGACCACCCUUCUUACCUUGACAAAGAGGAUCCCAUCGAUGAUGAGCUUCGAGAUGACUCUCUUAUGGCGAUCGUUACCAACACCAUCCCUUGGUUCGCUGAUAUUGCAAAUUAUUUAGCAAGCGGGGUGGUACCUCAUGACUAUGAUGCUCGACAAAGGAAGAGGUUCUUCAAGGAAGUUAAGAGGUAUUUUUGGGAUGAUCCAAGCUUGUACAAGAAGUGUAGUGACGGUUUGUUCCGGAAAUGUGUGGCAAAUCAUGAGAUGGAAGGUAUUAUGGAACAUUGUCAUUCACUACCUUGUGGAGGUCAUGGAGGUGUCAACAAGACCGUGGCAAGGAUCCUAGGUUGCAAGCUUUGGUGGCCAACUAUGCGCAAAGAUGUUCACAAGUUCAUCCUUCGAUGUGACCGAUGCCAAAGGAUGGGAGGAAUCACAAAGAGAAAUGAAAUGCCGCAACAAUCAAUCUUAGAAGUUGAGCCAUUUGAUGUAUGGGGAGUGGACUUCAUGGGUCCGUUUGUCUCCUCAUGUGGGAAUUUGUAUAUCCUUGUGGCUGUGGAUUAUGUGACUAAAUGGGUGGAAGCGAUACCAUCACCCACAAAUGACCACAAGGUAGUGUUGAAGUUGCUCAAGAAGAUCAUCUUUCCUAGAUUUGGGGUGCCACGGUGCCUAAUUAGUGAUGGCGGAUCUCAUUUCGCCAAGAAACAACUCGAAGCACUUUUGAAGAAAUAUGGGGUACAUCAUAAGGUUGGACUCCCUUACCAUCCACAAACCCAAGGGCAAGUGGAGGUGUCCAACAGAGAAAUUAAGAGUUUGCUCGAGAGGAUGGUCAACAAGUCUAGAAAAGAUUGGUCCCUAAGACUGGAUGAUGUACUAUGGGCCUUACGGACCGCUUACAAGACACCGAUUGGCACCACGCCAUAUCGACUUGUCUAUGGUAAGGGAUGCCACCUUCCGGUGGAAUUGGAGUACAAGGCAUGGUGGGCUGUAAAGGAACUCAACAUGGACCUUCACUUGGCCGGAGAAAAGAGGUUACUCAAGCUCAACGAGUUGGAAGAGUUGAGGUAUGAUGCUUAUGAGAGCUCUAGACUCUACAAAGAACAAACCAAGAGGUGGCACGACAAAAGGAUUCGAGAUCGUGACUUCGAGGUGGGUAACAAGGUUCUUCUCUUCAACUCACGUCUCCGACUCUUUCCCGGGAAGCUCAAGUCCAAAUGGGUGGGGCCGUUUACAAUCACCAAAGUAACCCCCUAUGGCUCGUUCGAAUUGGAAAAUCAUGAAGAUGGGAGCCGGUUCAUGGUGAAUGGGCAACGGAUCAAAAGAUACUAUGAUGAAGGAGAUAUUGGAAAGAUCGGUUGCCUAAUGCUUGGGACGGUCCACACCGUUCCUCCCCCUUAGCUUUAUUGCUCGUGACGUAACGUCAAGCUAGGGACGUUAAACUAGCAUGCUUUGUAGUAUAUUGUGAAUAUUUGUCUUUGAACUAUCUCUUUAGUUACUUUUUGUUUUAAGUACUUUGCAAAAAUCCGGAGGAUUUUUCCCCAAAGAGGGGAUGGUUUAUGUUGGUUAUCGUUAGCCAAAAUGCUAUAAACCGAAGGGCACGACCUCUUGGCUCAACCAAUCAAUGGUUGAGUCGGGUACUUAGGUCGCAUCCUAUAGAAGUACUAACGAUUUUGGUUUGAGUGAUAUUUGAGUGUUUGCAGGUUUGGGAAAUAAUGCUUUUAAAGCCAAAAAUCCGACAGUCUAGAGCGGGCGCUCUAAACAGAGGGCGGGCGCUCUGCAUCAUUGGGAAUUAUUCAGAAUACUUGAGGCCAAAAUCCGAGAAUUUAGAGCGGGCGCUCUGGGUGUAGAGCGGGCGCUCUGAUUUUAAGGGGGCUAAGGAAGGAAAAUUUCGAGAAUUUAGAGCGGGCGCUCUGGGUGUAGAGCGGGCGCUUUGAAGGUCCCUCAGAAAUUCUACAUUUUUGGUGCUAAAAUCCGAGAAGCUAGAGCGGGCGCUCUGGUCAGAGAGCGGGAGCUCUGAGUUUUGGGUGAAAAAUUGACUAAGUGUGGGAAAAUUGCGCAGCUUUAGAGCGGGCGCCCUGGUCUUAGAGCGGGCGCUUUGAUUUUCAACCCAGAAACCUGAUUUUUCAGCGAAAUGUUAGAGCGGCCGCUCUACCCUUAGAGCGCCCGCUCCGACCCUCAUUUCAGACUUUGCGUUUUAUCCCCUUUUAAUUUUGAGCACCCAAAUUCUCACCUCAAACUCCCUAUCCCUAUCCCUUCUCUCACCUCAAACUCCCUCAACUUCUUCCUCCAUAACCAAACCUUCAUCUCCUCCAAAUCUCCACCUUCCAACUACGAAUUCCUCUAAAAUUCACAAAUUAUUCAUCCCCUAUCUCCAAAAAUCAUACAUCUCCAUCAAGAAUUCAGCACCUAGUCCGGAUUUCAUCAAGAAUUGAAGCGGGUUCUACCGGGUUCGCGUCGGGCCAAGUCGGGUUCUUCUUCAAUUUCAACUCUAGGCUAAUUUGUCUCCAAUUGUUGGUAUAAUCCUACUCUUACUAAGUUAAUUUUCCCUAUUUCUUUGGAUAUUUGCUUAUUAAGGUUGGCUUAAUUGGAGAAUUGAUGGUGAAUGAAUGGGUUUUUGU